Messenger RNA from Phytophthora infestans T30-4, 1401 nucleotides. RefSeq lists its product as uncharacterized. The transcript has a single exon. Bases 1 to 1401 code for a protein of 466 amino acids. Lineage: Eukaryota; Oomycota; Peronosporomycetes; Peronosporales; Peronosporaceae. Gene Ontology annotation, molecular function: metal ion binding. The record is from RefSeq and is a predicted model, not a curated record.
AUGCAGCGGACGUCGUACAGAACCAGCGGCACUGUGGCCAGGAGCUCCGAUAUCCACAAGCACGUGGGCAAACGACAGGAACUCUGGACAGGUCUGCAACAGCGACUCGGCGCCACGCCGAUUUUCGGCGGUAUACUGAGCAACCAGAAGGGCGAACGUGUAGUGGAAGACAGCGAUGACGACGAGGACGGAGACGUCGUGGAGGACAGCUACUUGUCCAAUGGACCUCGCUCCACAGAGCGAGCUCGAUGCAGGUCUGCAGUGUCCUAUGACGGUCGGGAUAGUCGACAGGCCCCGGAAGACUCGACGCUACUCAGUGCUGCGCAAAAGGCUGGAUGCUUCAGCUACAUCAAGCGGAGACAUAGUAUCGCUCUAGCCUUUGCAUCCGACGACCCGACGGAUGAUAUUCGCGAGCCGAGCAACAUCUCACCAGCGGACGAAUGCGACGUUGUAGGGUCAAAUUGGGAAGCGGCAAAGGUCAAGAACGGCGUGCAGUUGUACAAGUCCAAGCGUUCUCGGUGCGAAGUGCGCGGCGUGACACACGUGAACGCGUCGGUGAAGAACGUCAUGUCCAUUUUGGCGGCAGGAGAGAGCACAGAGGCAUUUGCAGAUGCACAAAAGACUAUUCUGGGUGCAGACCAAGUGAUCGAGGCUAAAGUGUUAGCGCUCUGUGCUCAACCCACCAACUCGCGCUAUUUCCACUGCGGACUCAAGUAUCACGCCAUAAAGAACCCAUUCGGCACGACACCGCUGGAUCUCGUCUACUUGGACUACACAGACGUGAGCACCACAAACGACGGGAAACUUAUUGGGUACCGAAUCAUUGAAUCCAUUCGGGUUCCGGAGCUGCGACCCUCACCCAAGUACGUCCGAGCUUCGAUCCGCUGUGAGGUGUACACGGUGGUGGAGACAGAUACCUCUGGCGUCGUGGAAGUGACAUUCGCAUCGCAUCUCGACCCGAAGAGCAAAUGUUCGUCAAGUAAAAGAUCGCACUGGCUAGAGCAGGCAGGCGUGCGUCUUGCCAACUUGCGUGCUCAUGCUGAGAAAACCAGCAUUGGGAGCCAUCUAUUGCCGGAAAAUAACCGGGAAAUGAACCGCAAACAUCGCUCCUUCACGAGUGGAGAUAAGGACAAGCAGCAACGGAACUGCAACGUGUGUCAACACGCCUUCUCCUUUCUUCGCAAGCGCCACAGUUGCCGUCUCUGCGGUGAAGCCAGCUGUGGUCGCUGUUGUCGUAAGAUGCCGGUGCUCGUGGAUUCAGAGUCCACGCGCGUCAAGGUCUGUUUGAGUUGCAUCCUACACUCCAGGAACAACCCGGACGAGAUCCGUCGCGGCGAACUUGGCCAGCCCUCGCGUCGUCGAGAUAUCGGCAACUCCACGUUCAUCAUCUACGACGAAUAA